AUGACCGAUUACAAGUUCGAAGGAUGGAUGGGCCUGGAUGCCGAGUCCGCCAAGGGCAACAUGGUCUGGCAGGAGUACGAACCUAAGCCAUGGGAGGAAACAGAUGUUGAUAUCAAAAUCACCAAUUCUGGUAUCUGUGGUUCAGAUCUGCACACCCUCAGAUCCGGCUGGGGCCAAACCCCCUACCCUUGCGUUGUCGGACACGAAAUUGUUGGUGUAGCCGUUCGGGUCGGUUCCAAGGCCGAAGGUGGCAUCAAGGUCGGUGACGUGGUUGGAGUUGGUGCGCAAUCCGACUCUUGCCUCGGCCGUGAUGGCCCCUGCAACGAAUGCAGCCACGAUGCUGAGAACUACUGCACCAAGGUUAUCAACACAUACGCCUCCGUACAUAGGAAUGGUGGGAAUGGAUAUGGCGGCUAUGGUCUUUACCACCGGUGCCCGUCGCACUUUGUGAUUAAGAUUCCUGACGGGCUUGCCCCGGAGUACGCCGCCCCUAUGCUCUGCGGUGGCGUGACUGUGUACUCGCCUCUCAAGCACUUUGGAGCUGGCCCGGGCAAGAAGGUCGCCGUGGCGGGGGUUGGUGGUCUUGGACACUUUGCUGUCUUGUUUGCUAAAGCUUUGGGCGCAGACGAAGUUGUAGGAAUUUCCCGAAAGGCAAGCAAGAAACAGGAGGCUCUCGAUCUGGGCUGCGACGACUACAUCGCAACAGAAGAUGACAAGGACUGGGGAAAGCAUAAUGCCCGCCGGUUUGAUCUCAUCAUCAGCACCAUUUCCUCCGAGAAGAUGCCUCUAAGCAGUUACGUUGACACACUGAGGUUGGAUGGUACACUCGUCCAGGUUGGAGCCCCCGAAGGUCCCGUGCCCUUGCACAUCUUUAGCAUUAUUCCUGGCCGUCGCCGAAUUGCCGGAUCCGGUAUUGGCAGCCCGAAGGAGAUUCGAGAAAUGCUCCAGUUGGCCGUGGACAAGAAGAUCAAGCCAUGGGUUGAGAAGCGCCCAAUGAAGGAUGCUAACCAGGCCAUCGUUGAUAUGGAAGACGGCAAAGCAAGAUUCCGAUACGUGCUGCAGAAUUAG
Messenger RNA from Metarhizium robertsii ARSEF 23, 1068 nucleotides. RefSeq names its product Alcohol dehydrogenase superfamily, zinc-type. The transcript has 3 exons. Gene Ontology annotation, biological process: alcohol metabolic process. Lineage: Eukaryota; Fungi; Ascomycota; Sordariomycetes; Hypocreales; Clavicipitaceae. The coding region runs from base 1 to 1068 and encodes 355 amino acids. Gene Ontology annotation, molecular function: alcohol dehydrogenase (NADP+) activity; zinc ion binding. The record is from RefSeq and is a predicted model, not a curated record.